Molecule: messenger RNA, 2932 nt
Organism: Apus apus (common swift)
Lineage: Eukaryota; Metazoa; Chordata; Aves; Apodiformes; Apodidae
Gene: TOR4A
Product: torsin family 4 member A
Exons: 3
Coding region: 186-1721 (511 amino acids)
Biological process (GO): negative regulation of apoptotic process
Cellular component (GO): nuclear envelope; endoplasmic reticulum lumen
Molecular function (GO): ATP binding; ATP hydrolysis activity
Source: RefSeq, a predicted model, not a curated record
AGCUCGGCGGCCGGAGGGAGCAGCAGCGGCCGGUCCCGGGGAGACGCUGCUGCUAAUUAAGUUGCUGAAAGCCCAUCUCUGCAGCCUGGCAGACACUGGCCCUGGCACCAAUCAUGACCUUGAGCGAGGUGGGGCUGCUCUUACAAAAUGAAGAAGAUGAUGUGAAUGGGCUGUAGGAACCAGAGAUGGACCGAGAGCUGCCCACGAAGGUGGAUGAAGAAGAGUCCUCUGCCACGGAGGAUCUGGGAGGAGACAUGUCCUGUGCUGAGAGUGACAUGGAGGCAGAGAUGCCCCUUGCUGAGAGCAGCAGGAAAGUAGCAGCACCUUGUGCUGGGAGCAGCCAGGAAGGAGAGAUUCCUGGGACUGACAGCGACGGGGAAGGGGAGACGCCCUGUGCCGAGAGCGACGCGAAGGGAGAGGAGGCGUCUUGCUACGAGAGUGAUGGGGAAGAGGCACCAGACACUGAAAUCCCUGCUGCUUCCAAGAAGAUGUCCUCCCUCUCCUCCCCCUUGCGGGCCAUCAUCCGCCUGCGGCGGCGGUACCGGGUGCAGAAGAAAAGCCGUCUGCACUUGGAGCUCCCUCGAGAAAAGCCUGCAGAGCUGGUCCAUACCAGGCUGCUCCAAAGGCAGCUUUCCCUGAACAGAACUAGCCUGUACGGCCCACCCAUGUCCUUCUUUAACCAGACCAGCUUGGAAACUUCCCAGUACUUCACCUUUGACACAUCUGUGGAGCAACACGCCAUGAAAAAAUGCAGGCGGAAAAAGAACCGAAGGAAAUCUCGGGUAGUGCUGUACCCGGAUAAAACAAAGAGGUACCUUCCAACGGAGGAGAAGAGCAAGGCAAAACGCUGCCUCCUCUUGCUCGUUGUUAUUAUCUUCUUCCAGAUCCUCAAUGCUAUAGAGAACCUGGACGAUAACCUCCAAAAAUACGACCUAGAUGGUUUGGAGAAAACAAUGCACCGGGAAGUCUUUGGGCAGAAGGUCGCUGUGGAAAGUAUGAUGGAGUUGCUGAAAGACUACCUGGCUACCCACAUACACAACAAGCCUCUAGUGAUCUCUUUAAAUGGCCCGACAGGAGUUGGGAAGAGUCACGUUGGCUGGCUGCUGGCCAAACACUUUCGUUCCGUCAUGGACAAUGACUUUGUGCUUCAGUACUUUGUUAUGCAUCACUGCCCCAAAGGGGUGGCACCUCUUACCUGUGAAAUAGAUCUGUCCAAGAAGAUUUCUGAAAUGGUUACAAGAGCUGAAAUAGAGGAGAAGAUACCACUCUUCAUUCUGGAUGAGGUUGAACUCAUGUCUCCGGUCCUGCUGGAUACUCUCAGCCGAUUCUUCGAGCCCAACCAAACCAACGAGUUCCUCAAUGCCAUCUACAUUUUAAUAAGCAACAUAGGAGGUGGUGAAAUCACCAAGUUCGUUAUCCAGAACGCGUCUGCUGAGCUUCUGCAUCAGCAAAGGGGAGCUGAAGAACUGCUGAGCAUCAUCCAGCCUGUACUGAUCAAUGUCCACCCUCUCUGGAAAUCUGCAGACAUCGUCCCAUUUGUUCUUCUGGAGAAGACUCAUGUCAUAAACUGCUUCCUGGAGGAGAUGAGGAGGGAAGGGCUGUAUCCUGACCAGAAGCACAUUGAAAAUUUAGCGGGUCAGCUCAGUUACUACACUACAGGGGACAAGCAGUACUCCAGGAUGGGCUGUAAGCAGGUUGUGGCCAAAGUCAACCUGCUGUAGUGACUGACUGCAGUACCAAGUCCUGCUCUCAGGAUUUGCAAAAUUCUGGGCUUAGGGAGGAGCAGGCUGUGGUCAAGGUGUCCUUUCCCAGCCCUGCACUGACUCUGUCCUGGUCAAGGUAGAGGGACAGCAGCCCAGGCUCCUCUGCAACGUGGUCUCUGUUCUCCUCCAGAUGCUUCACUUGUGAAUAAGUCACAGGCAGCAAAGCCCAGGCAUCCUCCCAUUAAUUGUGAGGUGCUUUGUUCCUCACAGGCUCGUUUGGGAUCCUUGUCAUUGAGGAGUUAUGAGAUGAGAACAGACGCUGCGGGAUGUGAACAGGAGGAGGAGACAGGAACUGGGUCACUGUCCUUGCAGGACACGUAGCCGUGUCUCACUCCUUCUCCAGGCUCGCAGUCUUCAGCUCUUGGCUUUUCUUGGUCCUGGCUGGUGGGGGGCAGAGCAGAGGCCCUGCUGGACACCUGGGAGGACUGUGAGGGUUGGUGGCUCCUCACCCCACAUGCUCGGGCAGUCAGAGCUCUGCUCUCCCCUGGCCACGUGCUCCGGAGGCUGCUUUUGGACCUGCUCCUGAGCUGCUGCUCUUCUGAGCUCAUACCUGAGCUCACCUUUGGCACCUCCAGCAUGAUUUCUGCCCUGCAAGUCUGUUUGGGCUCGUCUUGAAGACUGCUUGGCUGUGCCAGCUGGUGCAGAAAUAACUGCCAGGUUGUUUCAGGUCUGGUGGUGGCAACUCGUCCUGAGAGCUCUUCUGCUUUUUGCUUCUGGGUACACUUCACCAUGCUCCUUAUCUAGAAGGCCCAAAAUAGCAACUGACAUGAUGUUAAGCAACACACACUGGAGAAGACAGUUUGGGCUGUCUGGGCUGAGCGCAGUGGGAAUCCUGGGCUUGUUCCCAGUCCAGUGAGGUUCUCAGUCCUUGAGACCCUGGCGUGCUCUGAUGCUGCCUGGAAGCACCUCAGGAAAAGCACACGUCCUCAUGUGGAACAGGCAAACUCAGCAGGUAUUUAUGAUGAUGCUUUUUCAGGUUUUGGUUUUGGGCCUAAAUCCCUGUCUACAAUUUGCUGUGAAUUAUCAGGGACGUCAUCCUGUGGAUGGUUACACUGGUGGUUUGAUUUGCCUCUUUCUACCUGUUGGGCUCCAAAGAAUUCCAUCACGAACUCCUGCUUCCAGAGCUGUUGUCAGGAAUAAAACCAAACUAUCCUGAAUAAAAUAAUUCA